GGUUAGUCAAGGUCGAUACAACUUGAUUAGAGGCCACCUGUGGCCAAUUCAAUUGUUAGGAAAUGAUUUUAGAAAGAAACCCACCUGUCCCACAAUGUCAGUGGGUUGAAAGGUCUUGGAACACUAAUCGUAACGAAGGUUGAGUUUGCGUCGUUUAUUGCUUGCAAUGAACGUCCAACAUGAAGUAUCUCUGCUUGUUGGAGAGAUCCAACGGCUUGGCAGUAAAAAUGCAGAUGGACAAACUUGUGUCAAAUUUGGUGUCCUGUUCAAUGACGAUAGGUGCGCAAAUAUCUUUGAGGCUUUGGUUGGGACUCUGAGGGCUGCCAAGAGGAAGAAGAUCAUCGCAUUUGAAGGGGAGCUGCUCCUGCAAGGUGUCCAUGACAAUGUUGACAUCACACUCCUACAAGAAUGAAACUGAUGGCUAUCGUUAUUCAGAUGCAAAGUCAAGUUUCUUUGAGGCGUUACUAUUACAUCUACCAACCAGGGAUCACAAAUCAACAUUUUGAUACAUUUUUAGGACUACAAAUGUACAGGCUGAGAAUGUAACACUUUGUAUACCACAUUAGGAGAAUAUUGUUCAUAAUGAUUAUAUUCUAGGGGACGAAAUACACCUAGAUGUUUUAGGAAACAAAUGACCUUACAGGAAUCACCAAAUGGCAACUUCAUUUAUUGUUUACAUGGUCAUUUUGGUACCUCUUGUGGACUUCCUUAGAAAAACUAAGAUGGCAGUGUUUCAAGAGAGGCUUUUGCACAUAUUGAUUUUUAUUUUAUUCAUGCUAAUGUUAAGCAUUUGAGUAUGUAUUAUUCAAGCUUUUAUAUGUUCGCAUGACUGUCUUUUCUCUAUCGACCACUCACAAACCUUUGCCUUCGCUAUAACCAAGGGGGAUUAAGCCAAUGGAUUUCCUGUGUGAUUCUUAGUAGUAUUGAAUGACAGGGUGAUUUGUGCCAAAUAAAAAUUAGGUUUUGUAAUGUUCCUCAGGACCAAAUGUUAAACUGACCUUUGAAAUUAGACUCGUUUAUUUAGAAUACAAGUUUGCCUCAUUCCAGAUACAGUGUUGUAUAUUAUGCAAGCAUAGAAUAGUCUUAAUAAGAGACAUAUUGAUAAAGUACUCAAAUGUUGUCGAUGGAUAGAAAUGAUGUAUAAGAUGUUCUCUAUUUUACAGGCUAGGGAGUUGUUGAUCACAUUUCUAUACCUGCAACAUGUAUGUUGUGGCUUACUUAAUGUGCCCCAUAUCACGAAUAAGACUCUGUCAUCAAAUUGCGUGGGUUACCAUGAACUGUGAAUAUAGGCUUAUCAUGCAUGGUGUUAAUGUUCAAAGAAGAUACACAAUGCUUUAGUAUUGUGUCCUGGUAGGAAAUACAUUUGAAACUUGACAUGGGAAGCAAUAGUAACUCUUCAAAAAAAAUAUGGUUUAACAAGAAAAAAUAAAUGACAAAUUGAGCACAAUACAUGUAUGAUCAUCAAAGUGCAGUUCCUUUCCAAAGUCUAAUCAUUUCCAAAUUGUUGACAUAUUGACAAUAAUGUAUUCCAAAGAAAGUGUUCUGAGGAUGAAAUAAUCAGUUAAUAAAGAACAAACCUUCA
Molecule: messenger RNA, 1582 nt
Organism: Oncorhynchus keta (chum salmon)
Lineage: Eukaryota; Metazoa; Chordata; Actinopteri; Salmoniformes; Salmonidae
Gene: abracl
Product: ABRA C-terminal like
Exons: 3
Coding region: 167-412 (81 amino acids)
Biological process (GO): regulation of actin filament-based process
Source: RefSeq, a predicted model, not a curated record